UGAGAUGUGUGAAUAAAGUCAGCCUCUUCCCUAGAAAUGAAGUUGAAAGUGGAAGAACCAUGGAGAUGGAGCUACUGAAACUUCCUCCAUUGCAGUAUGUAGCAUCAUCCUCCCUCUAGAGUUCAAAUUCACCAACAGCACUCACUCAACUUCGCAAUCCCACUUCCAGUUCUGCAGAUUCUCAAUAUGGCGUGGAAUCUGAUCUUUUGGUUCAUCUCUUUCUGUAUCAACGUCGCCCUCCUCGUCUUCAACUUUUACCAGCUUUUGGUAUUGACGGAUUUGGAGGCAGAUUAUUUGAACAUCUAUGAUUCAUCAUCUCGCAUUAAUAAGCUUGUCAUUCCAGAGUUUAUAGUGCAAGGAGUAUUUUGCUCGCUUUUCCUCUUGACUGGCCAUUGGUUCAUGUUUCUUAUUACCGUUCCUGUCAGCUGCUAUCACAUAAGAUUGUUCUUGAAGAGGGAGCAUCUUAUUGAUGUCACUGAGGUGUUUAGAGUUCUCAAACGUGAGAAGUAUUUUCGUUUGGGCAAGCUUAUCUUCUAUUUGCUUAUGUUCCUCAUAGUAAUCUUCAGGCUUACUUUGUCUGCUUUCAACUCAUUAUCCGAUGAAGACGACAUCAUACACUUAUUUUGAUUGCUGUUGUUCUGUUAGUGUUAUCUGAAGUUUGUAUUUACGGGUUCUGUAGCGUGUCUGGUCGAUAUUCGCACAAAGAAAAUGAACUUCUCGCAGCUUCGAACACAUUCAUUCAAGUUUUUCCUCCCAUUAUUUGGUUUGGUAGGCUCCAGAAGCAAUUUCACUGACUUUGAUCCAAGGAAAACUUGUAUGUAGGAGGAUAGAAAUUCAUGUUUUCUCCAGUAAAAAUGAUGUGAUUGUAGAAUGAGUUUUGGCAUUGUAGCAUGUAGGAAAAUGGUUCAAUUAGUUGACAUGUGUGAUUUGUUUUGGUACCUUGAAAGUUUCAGGGAUCUGCAAGAUUAGGGUCUCAUAUUUGCUUAUUUUUGGAACAUCAGAGUGUCAAUUCCUCGGAUUCUUAUAAGUGAGUUAAAAAAUGUCGAGGUCAACCGAUAUAUAGAGGACUCAGCGAAGCAUAAGUUUUAUAUCAUCGAUAUUGUAAUGUUUUCAUGUCAUUUUAGAAAAAGAAUAUUGUUUCA
Momordica charantia (bitter melon) is the source of this 1142-nucleotide messenger RNA. Its product is annotated as Cornichon family protein. The record is from RefSeq and is a predicted model, not a curated record. Gene Ontology annotation, biological process: vesicle-mediated transport. Lineage: Eukaryota; Viridiplantae; Streptophyta; Magnoliopsida; Cucurbitales; Cucurbitaceae.